GCAGGGUACCAUAACAACUGCGCAACUGCCAAAACCAACUGCUCCCAGUCCCAGCACCUUCCGAGGCCGACUUCGUUGAGUUGUGGACGGCCAAUUUUCCCGAUCUGAUCAUCAAAAAAUUGCUAUCUUGACGCAAGGUGUGGAUGAGGUAUUAGAACCAGUCAUCUAGCGCUCCUUUCUACAGGUCUUAGCUAUCAAUCACCGCCAGCGCCAGCAACAUGAACGUCCUGGAAUGGGCUUUCGGCAAGCGUAUGACGCCGGCCGAGCGUCUUCGCAAAAACCAGCGACUCCUCGACAAGGCUAUCCGAGAACUGGACCAACAGCGCGUCAAGCUCGAGAAGCAAGAAAAGACACUUGUCUCCCAGAUUCGCCAGAGCGCUCAGAAGGGUCAGAUGGGUGCUUGCAAAAUCCAGGCCAAGGACUUGGUGCGGACACGACGAUACAUCGAAAAGUUUUACAGCAUGAGGAGUCAACUCCAAAAGAUCUCGCUUCGCUUACAAACAUACCGUACAAACGAGCAGAUGAUGCAAGCCAUGAAGGGCGCGACGAUGGCUCUCGGAAGCAUGAACCGCACAAUGAACCUACCCUCGUUGCAACGUAUAGCUAUGGAGUUUGAGCGCGAGAACGAUAUCAUGGAACAACGACAGGAGAUGAUGGAUGAUGCUAUCGACGAUGCAAUGGAUAUGGGUCUUGAAGAAGAGGGCGAUGAGGUUGUAGAGCAAGUGCUGGAGGAGAUUGGCGUAGAUCUCAGUCAAGCGAUGGGCGAGACACCAUCGGGACUACAGGUUGCGGCUGUCCCGGAGAACAAAGUCGCCCAAGCAGUGGGUGGUGGGGGUGGGGGUGGUGGAGCCGACCCAGGCGACGACGACUUGCAGGCAAGGUUGGACAGUCUGAGACGAUGAACGAAACUCUGAUGAACUUGGGAACCAGAGAAUGGAAGCUGUACAAAGGGUUGAACUUGGACGAAGAUGCUCCAGCUUCUAUGUUCCCCUCCCUGGGAUGGGAAUGGCUCUUCAAGCUUGCCGGUUUCUUGAUGCAUCCACGACUCUGAGAGGGCGAUAUGGUUCGUAUGCCCACUUGCAAAGCAGUGGCAUCUAUGAGCACACAUGAAUGCAGCAUGACUGCGGGAGUUUUAGGCGUACGUUGGGUUGAGUGGACUCUUAGAAUAAUGGUUAGGUGAUGAGCUGGUAUUCUCACGAGAACAUGUUACUUCUUUCGUUGGUUGGCUCGUUGGGCAGAGUGAGUUUCAUGUACAGUGCAGAUCGCGAGACUAACAUCCCAUCCCGCUUUGUUAUGCCGAAUAGCGUCCAACGGUCUAGCCGUCCUGCCGUUCCAACAGGCUAUUCUCAUUGUACACUACGAAGAGAAGAUAGUGAGUCUCUAGGGGAGGAGGACGUCCACCAGUGUUGACAAAAAUCACCACGGUCAA
Molecule: messenger RNA, 1429 nt
Organism: Neurospora crassa OR74A
Lineage: Eukaryota; Fungi; Ascomycota; Sordariomycetes; Sordariales; Sordariaceae
Product: SNF7 family protein
Exons: 4
Coding region: 219-902 (227 amino acids)
Biological process (GO): endosome transport via multivesicular body sorting pathway; late endosome to vacuole transport; protein transport
Cellular component (GO): ESCRT III complex; multivesicular body
Source: RefSeq, a predicted model, not a curated record